AUGAGCGACCACCUACGACAAGGCGAGGACUUACGCCCCUCGCAACCAACAUUGUACAGGCUCAACUCGAACCAGAGCAUGUCAAGCAUUUUCGAGGAAGUAGAAAUGGCACAUGAAGAGUUGUACUCCGGGCCAGUUGCCGAAAGCUUACCUACGAGCGUAUCAGCCUUCUCGCACCGCAGACACAGAGCGAAUUCCACAACCAGCUUCACGUACCACGAAGAAGUGCCCAACGAAGAUGUAUACUCGGAAAACUCGAACGAACCUGGUCAGGAGAGCGAUCUAGAUCAAUACAGUCGGAGCCACAGCAUAGGCAGUGAUAUUGACGACGUGGACCUUGCAGUCGUUGAUGACGAAGACUCGGCUGACCAUCAGUACAUCAUUUCCGAUGACGAUUAUCUCUUGCGGCGACGCUCAUCCACGCACUCGCGGUUGUCAGUCCACGCCCACCUGCUUAGGAGGGACAGUACUGCCACUGGAGGGAGCGCUCGACAAUGCGGACGAACCAGCCAAAAAGUCUACAUGACUAACGAAGACCUCACCAUUGCAAUUGCAGGAUUCUCUACAAGCUAUUGGGGCUAUGCCUCAUACAUAUUCCUGUGCAUUGUGACUGGUGGCAUCGCUUUUCUUGUCCUGCGAUGGAUUCCUCGCUGGUAUGUCGCUGUUCUAGGUACAGCCACGGCCCUUCAAAGCUGCGACUGGGUAAUCAUUGAGAACCAAUGGGGUGAGCUUACAAUCCUCGAUGUCAAGUCGCAAGACUAUGGACGUCCUGUGUCCUCAGUAUUUGGCGCAUCUGAGAAGCUCCUUUCGUACGGCCUGGACGAUGAGAAUGACCCCCUACUUGAUGAUCUGCGAACACUCGAGUAUCGCUAUGUUCGAUUCUUUUAUCACCCAAUAAAGGAUAGGUUUAUCCUAUCUUCUGGAUGGAAGGAUCCCGAUUGGACUGACGUUCGGCUUGUACGAGCGGGACUAGACAGCGAUGAGAAGAUGAUGCGAGAGCAAAUUUUUGGCCCCAAUCUAAUUGACAUUGAGCAGAAGUCUGCCACUCAGCUUUUAGUUGAUGAAGUUCUACAUCCAUUUUAUAUUUUCCAGAUUGCUAGUCUAGCACUGUGGUCGAUGGACUCGUAUUACUACUACGCUGCAUGCAUCUUUGUCAUGUCAGUUGGAAGCAUAAUGACAACACUUCUGGAAACCAGGGCAACUAUGCGGAGACUGAGAGAGAUAUCUCGUUUCGAAUGCGAUGUUCGUGUGCUGCGGAAUGGAUUUUGGAAAUAUGUCACAUCGAGUGAUUUGGUACCCGGUGAUGUGUAUGAACUCAGCGAUCCGAAUUUAUCCCAAUUCCCUAGCGACAGCUUGCUUCUUAGUGGGGAUUGCAUUGUCAAUGAGAGCAUGCUCACAGGUAACGCCAAGUCUCACUGUCAUGUUAAACUCAAACUAAUGAUGGAAAAAGGCGAAUCCGUGCCUGUCUCGAAACUACCGGCUAUCGACCAGACUUUGCAUGAAAUGAAUCUUUCUGCGUCUUCUGUUUCACCCGAGACUGCGCGCCAUUUUCUGUAUUGCGGGACCAAGAUUAUACGCGCACGACGACCUCAAGAAGACCUAGACGGUGACGCUGUCGCACUCGCACUCGUUGUCCGAACAGGUUUCAAUACUACCAAAGGGGCACUUGUACGCUCAAUGCUUUUCCCAAAGCCAUCCGGCUUCAAAUUCUACCGCGACUCAUUCCGGUACAUCAGCGUAAUGGCGGGAAUUGCCUUGGUCGGCUUUAUAGCCUCUUUCGUCAAUUUCAUUCAUUUGAGAAUGGCAUGGCAUUUGAUUGUUGUUAGAGCGCUCGAUAUAAUAACAAUAGUUGUGCCACCAGCCCUUCCAGCGACGCUGACCAUUGGCACAAACUUUGCACUCUCUCGGCUGAAGGGAAAACAAAUUUUCUGUAUCAGCCCUCAGCGAGUCAACGUUGGUGGAAAGCUUGAUAUCAUGUGCUUUGACAAAACGGGAACUCUGACGGAAGACUGUCUCGACGUUCUUGGUUUACGAGUUGUCGCAGAAGAAACAGGGGCGUUCAGCGAGCUCUUGAGACAAUCUAGCUCCUUCGGUUCUAUGAGUGCACCAGAAUCGCGCCCUAGCCUGCUUCAGGCUGCUAUGUAUACCAUGGCAACAUGCCAUUCGUUGCGCUCCGUUGACGAGGCGCUUGUUGGUGAUCCACUCGAUCUGAAAAUGUUUGAAUUUACAAAUUGGUCGUUUGAGGAAGGGACACAAUCCACUGGAGACGGUGAAGACGACGAGAGCGGCCUCACACCAUCUACAGCCAAGCCACCAGAUGGUCAAUUGGAACUCGGAGUCCUUAAAUCUUUUGAAUUUCUCUCACAAUUACGACGAGCCAGCGUUGUUGUGCGUCAAUUUGGUAAGAAGAGUGGCGAUAUUUUCGUGAAGGGCGCACCGGAAGCAAUGCGCGAGAUCUGUGACCCAGAAAGCUUCCCUUGUAAUUAUGAAGAGCUUCUGUCGCAGUACACGCACAAGGGCUACCGUGUCAUUGGAUGUGCUACGCGUCACAUUAAAAAGCUAAGCUGGAUUAAAGUUCAGAAGAUGACUCGGGAAGAGGUAGAGAGUGGCCUGCGCUUCGUUUGUUUCAUUAUCUUCGAGAACAAACUGAAACCCAGCUCAGCUCCUGUGCUGAAAGAGCUAAUCGAUUCCAACAUCAGAGCAGUGAUGGUAACAGGCGACAACAUUUUGACAGCUAUCAGUGUUGCGAGAGAGGGCGGCAUGCUAGAGAAACAUGCGCACUGCUUUGUACCCCGGUUCGUCGAAGGGGACUUUCAAGACCCGACUGCUAGACUGCAGUGGGAAAGUAUUGAUGGCAGUGCACAUUCACUCGAUAGUUCAACCUUGCUGCCCCGGCCCAUGGUUCCCGUAGCCGAUCUCUCCCUCCCGUAUGAGAUAUCUAACUUUCGAAAUUACUCCUUAGCCGUCAGCGGGGAUGUUUUCCGGUGGAUCGUGGAUUAUGCGCACCCAAUUGUACUUCGUCGGAUGCUUGUACUCGGAAGCGUCUUUGCUCGAAUGUCACCAGAUGAAAAACACGAACUUGUUGAAAAAUUGCAAAGCAUUGACUAUUCCUGUGGGUUCUGUGGUGAUGGCGCAAAUGACUGUGGAGCUUUGAAGGCGGCAGAUGUUGGUAUAUCCUUGUCAGAAGCAGAAGCAUCAGUUGCAGCUCCGUUUACAUCCAGAGUAUUUGAUAUUCGUUGUGUGUUGGAAGUGAUUAGGGAGGGUCGCGCUGCUCUCGUCACCAGCUUCAGCUGCUUCAAGUACAUGAGCCUAUACUCAGCGAUACAGUUCACAUCCGUAAGCUUUCUCUACGCAAAAGCUUCUAAUCUCGGCGACUUUCAAUUCCUGUUUAUUGAUUUGCUCCUGAUUUUGCCUAUUGCUAUUUUCAUGGGCUGGGCAGGUCCGGCACGGAUACUGCAUGCAAAACGCCCCAUAUCCGACCUGGUGUCCCGAAAAGUGCUGACACCACUACUUGGCCUGAUGGCAAUCGGCAUUGCGGUGCAAGCCAUUGCAUACAUCACCGUCCGGGAGCAAACUUGGUAUCUCCCCCCGCUAGUCGGCCAUGAUGAAUCAGACAUCAAGAAUUCGGAAAAUACAGCGCUUUUCCUGACGUCUUGUUUCGAAUACGUGUUUUCCGGGGUGAUAUUGAAUGCAGGCCCUCCGUUUAGAGAAAGCACAGCUCGCAACUGGCCGUUCAUCGUCACAGUGUUUUUGUCACUCCUGGUAACACUACUCAUGGUACUUGGGCCCUCUAGAUGGCUUCAAAAGCUAAUGGAACUCACGAAAAUGCCCUGGGACUACAAAUUAUUUUUGGUAGGACUAGGAUGCGUGUAUCUGGGGGUUGCUUGGACAUUCGAGAAAUAUGCUGCCAGUCCACUGGCCAAGUUUCUCGGGCGAGCUAGCAUUGCUGCUACUGGGAAGGAAAAGCAGAGGAAGCAGUACAAACAGAUCCAGGAGGAAUUGCGUAUAAGCAUGCUGCAGUGA
Cordyceps militaris CM01 is the source of this 4023-nucleotide messenger RNA. Its product is annotated as ATPase type 13A2. The transcript has 12 exons. The coding region runs from base 1 to 4023 and encodes 1340 amino acids. Gene Ontology annotation, cellular component: membrane. The record is from RefSeq and is a predicted model, not a curated record. Gene Ontology annotation, biological process: intracellular calcium ion homeostasis. NCBI's taxonomy places the organism in Eukaryota, Fungi, Ascomycota, Sordariomycetes, Hypocreales, Cordycipitaceae. Gene Ontology annotation, molecular function: ATP hydrolysis activity; P-type ion transporter activity; ATPase-coupled monoatomic cation transmembrane transporter activity.